AUGGCCGAGGCGUAUCGAAGGGGUCAAAGACAGAGCCGUGGUCAUAGGAGUGCGCUGGCAGGUGAGAUUGUGCAUGAGCAGAUUAACAAGCUCAAGAAAGAACACGGUGCUACGCUCGCAGAAAUCCAAGCAGAGGUCAGCGCCCGUUUCGUCAAAUUCGGCGGUGCGGCCGUGGUCACCAUUUCAGAAGUUUGGGGUGUUUUACGGCUGUGGACGCGCCGCGCUCCCGAUGAGAGUGUGCAAACUACUGCGCAUGAGAGGCUGACGGGCCGGGGGGCUACUAGAGUCCCCAGCCUGUCGGCCUCCCAGAGAAGUCAAAGACGCCGAGGAGAGCUGGCCGCGUCAGCUAGGCGAGAUCACAAGUCGCCGCCUUCAAGGAAGGUCAGAUUCAUGGACGCAGAGAACAGGAACAUUACUAUGACGGCAUGA
This is a messenger RNA of Trichoderma virens Gv29-8, 429 nucleotides long. RefSeq lists its product as uncharacterized. The record is from RefSeq and is a predicted model, not a curated record. NCBI's taxonomy places the organism in Eukaryota, Fungi, Ascomycota, Sordariomycetes, Hypocreales, Hypocreaceae. The coding region runs from base 1 to 429 and encodes 142 amino acids. The transcript has 3 exons.